Messenger RNA from Dioszegia hungarica, 2253 nucleotides. Its product is annotated as guanine nucleotide exchange factor synembryn-domain-containing protein. Gene Ontology annotation, cellular component: cytoplasm. Gene Ontology annotation, biological process: G protein-coupled receptor signaling pathway. Gene Ontology annotation, molecular function: G-protein alpha-subunit binding; guanyl-nucleotide exchange factor activity. The record is from RefSeq and is a predicted model, not a curated record. The transcript has 7 exons. Bases 1 to 2253 code for a protein of 750 amino acids. Lineage: Eukaryota; Fungi; Basidiomycota; Tremellomycetes; Tremellales; Bulleribasidiaceae.
AUGUCGGCAGCUACUGGAGGAUUCGGGCGGAUGGUCAGCCUGGAGCUGCUUAGUGCAGAGCGGUACACAGGAAUAGAGGACCGAGUGGGGGAUGUAGAGCGCGUGAGGAAGGAAUUACAGGUCGUUAUCGAUGCUCUACCGACGCAAAUACAUCCAGACGAGAGGACAUUAUAUCUGAAUGCGAUCCUAUAUGAUCUCGAAGAUCGGGAAGACGCCGCCUGGCCCCAGUGGCCCGAGGAUGUCUACGUCCUCGCGCUUACUUGUAUCCGGUACCUCGGCCGGAACCCUGUCGGAUCGACAACCCUCCUCACCCCCGCUCACCUCUCCACGAUCAUCCACCAUACUUCCCUUCCCUUCCCUCCUCCUGCUUCCCCGUUCUCACAUCCUUCGCCUUCUCCUGCCAGUCCGCCCGCUAUCGAGUCGCUACGAAUCAUGGCGAAUCUGCUGGUUCUACACCCAUCUGGGCGGAACGCGUUCGCCAAGGCCGGAGGGGUCAAGGCGAUGUCGUUAGCGCUAGCGGGCAAGGAUAGCCAAGGGGUGUUGCUGGAGGGAGAUACGAAUGUGCUGGAUGGCCCAGAUAGGGUGUUUCUGCUGGCGAGACUGGCUUUCCUGGGGACGGUGGAUAGGCCGGACGCGGUGGGGCCUAUGGUAGAUACAGGCGGGAUUGUCGAGUCUUUGUCAUAUCACCUAACACGUCUUGCACCGACCGACGCGAACCAGAUGGCCAUCGGGGAGCUUCUCAAGGUGGUCAUGAACGUCCUGCAGUACUACAAAGCAAAGCCAUCAGGAUCAGGCAGCGAGGAAUGGAGCGAAAAGCUGGACCCUCUCCUCGCGCCUAUUCUCAACCUCUUCCACUCGAUUCCGACUCCCACCCUCGCCCCUCCCCUCUCGACGACCCUCCACGCGCUAUUCAGCAUCCCGUUCCUUCCCCGCCUUCUACCCACAUGGCAUGCUAUUCCCGAACCCCCUUCUCCCGCGAGCUCAACCAGCUCGGUACGAAGCCUCAUCAACAAAAUCUCGAAUCUCUCGUCUUCGGGCUCCAACAAGCGCAACUCACUCAUGGCCUCUCGGUCCAACUCCAGCCUCAACGCCGAAGACACCGGACUCGGACUGAGCGGCAGUGGGCUCGGCCCUCCAACCUCGCAGUCCCAUGGACGCGUCCGGACCUUAUCCGGGCGGUCCACGUCAGGGCCUCCUAGCCCCGCUGAUAAUACACGGCAAGCCAAAGCGCCAGCGACGAUUAUGGACACAUCGGCGUUCCCCCUCAAAGUGCUCAAGGCGCUGGAAGGGUGGUUUGACGCGUACAUCCCGUACCCGGAGGUUCCAGACGAGAUUGAUGAGAAGAUCAUGGUGGAUGAGGUCUUGCCGCCAGUUUUGCUGCUUCUGGCGGCAGCGGCAGCGGGUAGCCCCGAGUUCAGGAAGGUCUUCAAGGAGCAGCUACUUCCCCAGGAAUUGGAUCGCUCUGUCGCUGCUGGUCCACUGGAGAAGCGGCGCGGAAUGCUAGGGUAUAUUCUUCGACUCAUGCACUCUUCGACACACUUUGCGACGCGCAACUCGGCUGGAGAGUUUCUGUGGUCCGUAUGCGAGAGUGACGCUACAACCCUUACCGCCGAGAUUGGCUACGGCAACGCCGCUGGCUUCCUAUUCCAGAAAGGCAUCACCGCGCCUCCCUCCGGCAAGAUCCAAGACAUCCCCGAUUCUUCCUCCUCGUCGUCCAACCCAAGUCCUACUCCCUCCACGCCCCUCUCCGAACCGUCCCAGCGACACCCCAUCUCGGGCCUCUCGGAGCCCCUCCCCUCGUCCGCUGACGUCCCGAUGACGCCGGACGAAAAGCUGCGCGAGGCCGAACGCCUCUUUGUGCUCUUUGAGCGCAUGGAGAAGAAUCCCGUUAUCCGCCUCACGCCGGAAGAUCCUGCUCAUCCGGGGCCGGGGAGAGGGAAGGGCGUCAAGGAGAUGAUGGCGCAGAAACUUGCGAGUGGGGAGAUGGAGGCGCAGGAUGCUGCGGAUGAGGCGGAGGAGAUGGUGGAGCAGGAGAGGAGGGAUAAGCGGGACGAGGCGGAGGUGGAGAGGGAUAUGGAGAGGUAUAGGAUCAGAAUGCGGAAGUUGGAGAGAAGAGAAAAGGGGCCGGGGGUCAUGAAGAAGGCGGCUCCAGCAGCGGCGGAGACCAAGGGGGACGCGGAGGUACAGGAACGGGUGGAGGGUGGACCAGAGACGAUAGCGGCAGCAGAAGCGGGGGAGCCGAAACAGCCAUAG